UAGUCGUUUUGCGGCUUUCGCAGCUUACAGUUCGUUUUUGGCGUCUAGUUCGUGUUCCGAAAACACUUAACGGUAUUCGAAGUUUUGAAGUGCAAUCGUGAUUUAUUAACACGCAGCCCCCAUCCCCCGCCUGCUUGCCUGGUCAGCACUAAGUACAUUGCGUGGUUUGAAGCACGUUCCGUCGGCGGCGUCAAAAGUGUCAUUACAGUGAUCUCUAUCCGCGUGCUCAUCAUUCACAUACGUACAUGUGUAUAUGUGGUAGUGGUACCCCCCUACCUACCCUGUUUGGAAUCAAGUUCCGGUUCGUGCAUUGCCCAAUUUUAGAGCAUGCGACACGUUUAUUUAGUUCUGGGGUUCUUUGACUCAUGCCUAAUUACCAGUGACGUCGCGGUCGUCGUGCCUGUGCUGGCCCACAGAAGAAGCCUUUACGAAAAUGUGUCAGUACAAGAAAUUUGAAAGUUCUGUGUAAGCAGUCGACUGCUGGCAAUCGAGUGAGACAUUGGAAGUGCGCCCUUACAAUAAUUAACAUAAAAGUCGAAAGGAUACUUCUGACUCUCUGUGUGUGCUAGAGGAAUACCUUUCUUAGAGGGUGUCGCUCGGCUGGUGUCAUUCCAAGCUGUCAUGUGGCAGUCGCAGUAACCAAAAGGUGCUCACAACAAACACAACUUCCUCAUCAUCGCCAGCACCAACAGCAACAAAAUGUACAACGAACAGCUGCGGCAAUCCACAGACUACAAGAAGGUGCGCUUAAAAAGGACACAGAACCGGAGACACUCUAGACACAUAAGCAUCCUGUUGUUAGUUUUUACCAGCCUAAUUGGCUUUGCGGCUGCCAAUCGUCCGCCACGUUUUGCUAUUGAUGGACAGUCGGAGAUUGUGCUGCGACUCAAGGAGAGUCCGGAAACUAGAGUGGGCACUCUAAUCUACACCCUCAAGGGCUACGAUCCGGACAAUGAUCCUUUAACCUUUGGCAAGCGAAACUCUCACGACAGCGAGAUUAUACGCAUCGAAAACACCGGCGGCAAUGAGGCCAAGCUGUAUCUGGCCAAGGAGCUGGACCGUGAGCUGCAGGACGAGUAUGCCAUAGUCCUGACGCUGACGGACAGCCACUACAGCGAUCACAGCUAUGUGACGCAGAGUUUACUGCUGCUCGUAGAGGACAUCAAUGACAAUGUUCCCACCUUUCUGCCGUAUCAGAAUGCCAUCGAGAUACCCGAGGGCAGCGGGCCGGGAGUGAUUAGCACUCUGGAGGCCACCGAUGCCGAUGAGGGUGCCUACGGCCAGGUUGUCUACUAUCUGCAGGAGCUCGAUGGGGAUAAUGAUGUCUUCAGCAUUGCCACGCACCAGGGCAAGGGCGUGCUGCGGCUCCAGCGGGAGUUGGACUACGAAUCGAAGAGUUUGUAUCAGCUGCGCGUGCUGGCCAUUGAUCGUGCCAACCAGGGACCGGUGAACACGGGCACGGCUGCCAUACUGAUCAAGGUGAAGGACAUCGAGGACCAGCCACCGGAAUUUGUAGAGGUUCAGGCGGUGGCACGCAUUGCCGAGGAUGCGCCAGUGGGCACAAGGGUGCUCCGAGUGCGUGCGAUCGACGGUGAUCGUGGCAUCAACAAUCCCAUUGCCUACAGCCUGGAGGCGAAUGAUCUCUUUGACAUUGAUCGACACACUGGCAUCGUGCACACCCUCACCGAACUGGAUCGUGAGGAGCAGAGCGAUCAGGUGAAUGGAGCUCACAUACUCCGCAUCACUGCCACGGAGCUGUCCAAGUCCAACACUCAGCUGGCACCCGUCUCCAUUCGCACCGAGGUGACGGUCAUUGUCAGCGAUGUAAACGAUGAGAUUCCCACCUUUGGGCAGUCGCUGUACCGCUGUGAGGUGAAUGAGAAUGCGCAGACCAAUACGCCGCUGAACUUCAUCGAUGAGGAUGUGCAGAACUUUGUCUACGAUCACGACGAAGGCAACAAUGGCACCUUUCGACUGUUCCUCGAUCCGCCCAACGAUCUGUUUGAGAUUGUGCCCGAACUGGCGGUGAAUGAGGCCAACUUUAUGCUGCGCGUGAAGAACUCCAAGUCGCUGGAUUUCGAGCAGUUUGUGGAGAUUAAUUUUACGAUUUUUGCAAGGGAAAUCGAUGAGCCCAGUCGUUGGAGUUCCGCUCAUGUGCAGAUCUUCAUACGCGAUCAGAACGACAACUUUCCGGAGUUUGGGCAUGCGAUCUACAAUGCCAGCGUGCUGGAGAACAGCGAUCAGGGCACGAUCAUCACCAAAGUGGAGGCUGUGGAUGUGGACUCGGGCGACUAUGGCACCAUGGGCAUACGCUACACGAACCUCAGGGGAGGCAUUGCACAUUUACUCCAACUGAAUCCCAUCACCGGUGUCAUCACCAUCAAGCAGCAUGGCGGAGCGGCCUUUGAUCGUGAGAUCAUCUCCCGACACUACCUCACCGUGGAGGCCAUUGAUAAUGUUGGUCAGGGCAAUCGAAACACGGCGCAGAUCAUUGUGGACAUACAGGAUGUCAACGACAAUGCCCCGACCUUUCCGCAGCGACAGUACGAGACGAAGCUGCUGGAGAAUAAAGGAGAAUUCGAGACUCCCUUGCAGCUGGAGGCACGCGAUCUGGAUCUGAAUGGCACCGAGAACAGUCAGAUCACCUACGAGAUUGUGGAGGGUCUCUACCGCUCGAACUUCACCAUUGAUCCGCAGAGCGGACUGCUGCAGCCGCUGCAUCACUUUGACUUUGAGGAGCUGGUGGACACGGAUCGGCGGAGUGAGCGGCAGGCGGGAGGCAGCAUGCGGGAGAUCGAUCUGCUGGUGCGCGCUCGGGACUCUGGCAUACCCAUGCUCUCCACGGUCGUGCCCGUGCUCAUCUAUGUGCAGGAUGUCAACGACAAUCCGCCCAUCUUCCAGAAGAGUUUCUAUGCGAAAACAGUGCCCGAGGAUCUGCCCGGGGGCAGCUCAGUGCUUCAAGUAACAGCCGUCGAUCGUGAUGGUUCGUCGCCCAACAAUGUUGUUGUCUAUCGCAUCCAAACGGGUGCCAGCGAUAAGUUUAUUAUCAACUCGGAAUCGGGUGUGAUAUCCGUGGCACAGGGCGCCAAUUUGGAUCCCGAUUUGACCGACAGCAAGCGUUCCAUCUACACUUUGUCUGUGCUCGCUCUGGAUGGUGGGUUGGGCAGUUCGCAGCUAAUGAGCACCGCCACUGUGAACAUCAGCAUUCAAGAUGUAAACAACAAACUGCCGCUGCUGACGGAGCUUCCUGCGCUGCAGAUCGUCGAGAACACGCAAGUGGGCAGCCUGGUCUAUCGUAUCAGGGCAACGGAUUCCGAUCAGAAUGCCAUUUUGCGCUACAAACUGAAUGCGGAGCACUGUGAGGGCCGCAACGAGGAGGGCGCACUGGUCAAGCCCAGCGAAUACGACUACUUGGGCGCCUUUGAGUUGGAUCCCAUUGAGGGUAGUCUGAAGGUUGUCAAGCUGCUGGAUCGCGAGAGGGUAGAGCACAUCAAGCUGGCCAUAACAGUGGAGGAUCUGGCAGCAGCCAAGGGCAGGCAGUUGGUUGAAGGUUUCCUUAGCAUUCAAGUGCUGGAUGAGAACGACAAUAAUCCCAAGUUCAAGCAGCCCUUCUACCGCCAAUCCAUCACCGAGAAUAGCAUCAAUGGGGCUAUGAUUGUCAAUGUGCUGGCCUACGAUGUGGAUAGGAAUCGCACCAUCACUUAUGCCUUGGAAGGCAAUCCCACCUAUCGCAGCUUGAUCCAUCUGGAUGCCCAAACGGGCGAGAUUGUGGUGGCCAAUAAAAUCGAUCACGAGCAGCAUCAGUGGCUGAAUUUUAGCGUGCGAGCCACAGACUCGGGUCUGCCGCCACGCUCCUCCCUCGUGGAUGUUUAUGUCACGGUGCUGGAUGAGAAUGACAACAAUCCGUACUUCAUUGGCGGCAGCAAGAAUUACACAAUCAGCGAGCAGGCAGCGCCAGGCACGCGGGUGGCCACCCUCCAAGCAGCGGAUGCUGACGCUGGAGACUUUGGCAAGAUCACAUUCCUCAUGGACCGCAUUAGUUCGCAGGGCAAGUUCACCAUAGAUGCGGACACGGGUGUGCUGACGGUGGCCGAUCGUUUGGAUCGUGAGACAAAGGACUCCUACAAUCUGGUCAUCGAGGCAUGGGACAAUUAUCAGUUUGGAUUUCUGGCUGGAGAGAGUCGGAAUGCAUUCAAGCAAGUGUUCAUUUCCAUCCUCGAUGAGAACGAUAAUCCGCCCGAGGUCAGCCUGCCCACGAGCUGUGUGCUCAUCACGGAGUACCACGAGCUGCACGAGCGCAUUGCCAGCAUUGUGGGCAAGGAUGCGGACGAUCCAGCCACGCCCAAUGGACGCUUGAACUUUGCUAUUACACAAGGCAACAAGGAGGGCAUCUUUGAGCUGCGUCAGCUGGACCCUUGGAAUGCCCAAAUCUUUGCCGGGCAAAGUCUGCGCAACAGAUUCGGCAACUACAGCUUGACCAUAACCGCCAGGGACUUGGGUCUGCCAGCUAACAUCGUGCACAGCACGCUGGACAUUUGCGUCUCGGAUUUCAACGAUCAUGCGCCGGUUUUUGUGAGGCCUUUGCACAACACCACAGUGCGAGUGCCGGAAAAUGCCACAGUGGGGAGUCUGUUGCUACAGGCCUAUGCCAGCGAUGCGGAUAUGGGACAGAAUGCGCUUGUGCGGUACCGACUGAAGCCCGAUCCUUUGGGCAGCUACAAGAUGUUCGGGAUGAAUGCGGACACGGGGGAGUUGUUUCUGCGGCAGCCACUCAAUCGCGAGAGGCAGAAGAUACAUGAGCUCCGCAUUGAAGCCUACGAUCAGGGUCUGCCCACAUCCCUGAGCACCGAUCUCGAUCUGAGCGUUUAUGUGCGCAACGUCAACGACUACGAGCCGCAGUUUAUAGUCAACGAAAUAUCAGUAAAUUUUACGGAACACUCGGAUCCAGGUGCAGAGCGCAUUAAGCUGCCCGACACCAUAGACAAGGAUCAGCUGGAGCUGGACGAUCCCGAGCAGAUGCCCAGUCAGGUGUGCUACUUCAUAGUGCGCGGCAAUGAGGCUGGCUACUUUCGAUUGGAUCCCGAGUCCCAUAUCCUCACUGUGGAUCGCGAGCUCGAUCGCGAGUUGGUGGCAAACUUUACGCUUUAUGUUAAGGCCACCGAGAACUGCGCCAAUGAGACUGAAGAUCGCUCAAGUGUUCAUCAGCGUCGUAGAAUGGGCAUUGAGAUUAAUAACAAGAUCGCUGGACACCUGCGACAUGGCGCGACCAGCUACGAUCGCUUCAAGCACUCGCGUCAGCUGCGAUCGGCUGAGUAUGAGUCGGAGUUGGCUCCAUCCUCGUCUGCCGAGACCGAGCUCGUGUCCUACGAAAGCUACGACAACAGUCUGGAGGCUCACCCAGUGGAGGAUCCCCCAGUUGAGCCACCGCCCGAAGCAGAUAGCACGAUUGUGCGGGUUCAGGUGAGAGUGCUGGACAUCAACGACAAUCCGCCGAGAUUCCGCUCGAAGAUCUUCACGGGCGGCAUCACAACCAAUGCGGACUUUGGCCUAAAGUUUAUGCGCGUGGAGGCCACGGACGCAGAUGAGGGUAGCAACGCGAAGAUCGGCUACUAUCAGAUAGGCGAGAUCCGGCAAACACUCUCCGAGGGACUGGAGAAUGUGCGCAAGGCCCCAUUUCUGCUGGACGCGGAGACGGGUGAGGUGCAGCUGAACUUUGAUCCGCAGAAGGGCAUGAAGGGCUACUUUGACUUUGUGGUGCUGGCCAACGAUUCGCUGGGCAUGCGGGAUGUGGCCCAUGUGUUUAUCUAUCUGCUGCGCGAGGAUCAGAAGGUGCGAUUUGUCUUUCGACUGCAGCCGGAUGAGCUUCGCUCCCGCGUGGACGUUUUCAGAGACACCUUGGGCAACAUAACCGAAUCCAUUGUCAACAUCGAUGAGAUCAAAGUGCAUGAGAACAAGGACGGGUCGGUGGACAAGACCAAAACGGAUCUGUACAUGCAUCUAGUCGAGCGCGAGGAUAACUCCAUCUACGAGGUCUCCGAUGUGCUCAAGCUGAUCGAUUCGCACAUCGAGAGCCUGGACGAACUGUUCAAGGAGCUCAAUGUGCUGGACACGCAGCCAGCGGAGGCGCAGCUGCUCACAGCUGGCCCCACCAAGGGCCCACUGUUCGUGUGGCUCGUCUUCACGAAUCUUUUCAUGGCCACGCUGCUGGUGGUGAUCCUAGCGCUGUGCGCCUCACAGCGGAAUGGCUACAGGAGGCAGCUAAGAGCCGCUAAAGUUAAUAUUUUUCGCGCUCACUCAUCGCUGUCGCUGCAGCACACAAACGAGCCAGCCACGCGUGUGCCAAACACCAACAAGCACAGCGUCCAAGGCUCCAAUCCCAUUUGGCUGAAGGGCUACGAGAACGAGUGGUUCAAAAACGAGGAGACUGCAAGCAUUGGCGCUCAGGACUCGCUGGAUGACAACUUUCUGGCCGUGGCCACGCAGGACAUGCACGAAACGCUCAAGGGCACCGCCAAGCUAUUCAACAACAGCAACGAUCUAAAUCGCCACUUCAAUCUGUACAAUCAGAUCGAUAAGCUAACGAAUAAUGCUCAGAUACUGGCACGCAAGCUGGAGACAACGGAGCUGUAGCCACAGCCCCAUUCAAUUAUUUAUUACAACUAGUCUAGGUUAGCUUAGACUUAGGUUUAGCUUCUAAGACCCAUGUAAAUAUAUGAUCUACUGAAGUACUUAA
This is a messenger RNA of Drosophila subobscura, 6733 nucleotides long. Its product is annotated as cadherin-23. Gene Ontology annotation, cellular component: plasma membrane. Gene Ontology annotation, molecular function: calcium ion binding. The transcript is spliced from 13 exons. Gene Ontology annotation, biological process: homophilic cell-cell adhesion. The coding region runs from base 700 to 6630 and encodes 1976 amino acids. The record is from RefSeq and is a predicted model, not a curated record. NCBI's taxonomy places the organism in Eukaryota, Metazoa, Arthropoda, Insecta, Diptera, Drosophilidae.